This is a messenger RNA of Aquila chrysaetos chrysaetos, 2669 nucleotides long. It is a transcript of the gene LHX4, whose product is annotated as LIM homeobox 4. The record is from RefSeq and is a predicted model, not a curated record. Gene Ontology annotation, cellular component: nucleus. Gene Ontology annotation, biological process: regulation of transcription by RNA polymerase II; neuron differentiation. NCBI's taxonomy places the organism in Eukaryota, Metazoa, Chordata, Aves, Accipitriformes, Accipitridae. Gene Ontology annotation, molecular function: DNA-binding transcription factor activity, RNA polymerase II-specific; RNA polymerase II transcription regulatory region sequence-specific DNA binding.
GAGGCGGGCGGCGCUGGCGGGCACAGCUGCGGCGCCGCGCCCGGGCCGGCACCGGCACCGGCACCGGCACCGGCACCGCCCGCGGGACCCGGGGCUGCCUCCCGCCGCGGGGCUCCGCCGGCCCGGGCCGCAUCUCUCCCUCCCCUCUUCUCUCCCCUCCGCCGCCCCCCGGGCCAAUAAAAUGAUGCAAAGCUCCGCACUCGCUGCCGAAGGGGCUGUCAAGGGGCUUCCCGAGAUCCUCGGUGUGCCGGUGCAACAGAUCCCCCAGUGCGCCGGCUGCAACCAGCACAUCCUGGACAAGUUCAUCCUCAAGGUCCUGGACCGGCACUGGCACAGCUCCUGCCUCAAGUGUGCCGAUUGCCAGAUGCAGCUGGCCGACCGCUGCUUCUCCCGGGCCGGCAGCGUCUACUGCAAGGAGGACUUCUUCAAGCGUUUCGGGACCAAAUGCACGGCGUGCCAGCAGGGCAUCCCCCCCACCCAGGUGGUCCGCAAAGCCCAGGACUUCGUCUACCACCUCCACUGCUUCGCCUGCAUCAUCUGCAGCCGGCAACUGGCCACCGGCGACGAGUUCUACCUGAUGGAGGACGGGCGGCUGGUUUGCAAGGAGGACUAUGAGACCGCCAAGCAGAACGAUGACUCCGAGGCGGGCGCUAAGCGGCCCCGGACCACCAUCACGGCCAAGCAGCUGGAGACGCUGAAGAACGCCUACAAAAACUCCCCCAAGCCCGCACGGCACGUGCGGGAGCAGCUCUCCUCUGAGACGGGCCUCGACAUGAGGGUGGUGCAGGUGUGGUUCCAGAACCGCCGGGCCAAGGAGAAGCGGCUGAAGAAGGACGCGGGGCGGCAUCGCUGGGGCCAGUUUUACAAGAGCGUCAAGAGGAGCCGCGGGGGCGGCAAGCUGGAGAAGGAGAGCUCGGCCGAGGACUGCGGCGUCAGCGACAGCGAGCUCAGCUUCCGCGAAGACCAGAUCCUCUCCGAGCUCGGCCACACCAACAGGGUUUACGGCACCGUGGGGGACGUGGCGGGCGGACAGUUGCUGAACGGCAGCUUCUCCAUGGAGGGGACGGGACAGUCGUACCAGGACUUGCGGGACGGCAGUCCCUACGGCCUCCCCCAGUCGCCGUCCUCCAUCUCCUCCCUGCCGUCCCACCCACCCUUGCUCAACGGGCUGGACUACGCCAUGGACGGCAGCCUGGGGCUGGUGGCCCACGGGGCGCAGGGGGUGAGUCAGACGCUGCGGGCCAUGGCCGGGGGGGGCCCCACCUCCGACAUUUCCACGGGGAGCAGCGUCGGGUACCCAGACUUUCCCACCAGCCCGGCCUCCUGGCUGGACGACAUGGAUCACCCCCCUUUCUAAGCGCCGCUCGCCCCCCGCCCCGGCCCCCCCUCGCUCCCCCCCAGCCCGCAAGCGCAGCACCGAGGGCGCCCGCCGGCGGUUGACCUUUCCAGGAUUUCCCAUGGGAAUCGGCCCCGGAGGGCUGGAGGGGUGGGGGGGCGGCAUCGGCGAUGGCCAGGGGCGGUUGUGCCCAGGGUGGGGGGCACGGAUGCCUUUGGGUGUAAGCACAAGAGAGGUGUCGGCGGCACAUGGGACGCACGGUGAGGACUCCGGCGCGGGGCUGGGGCACGGCGGGAUGUGCGAUGGCGUAAGCCGGCGGGAGGGAAGGACAAUCGGGGAUGGCAGAAUCCGUCCCGGUGCCCGCACCAGCCCUGCACCCCUCCUGCCGAGCACCGCUGCUAUUUUCAAGAGUUAUUUUUCGAUAUGGAGUUGCAACAUGACUCGGCGCUGCCUGGAGCUUCAGCGUAAAGAAAAGUCUAUAUUGUAGAAGGGUUUAUUUUAGCGAGGCUGGGGACCUGUCCAGGCAGGGCCAUUGCCCCACUGCCCGGGGGGGGGAUGCUGCCCGCUCCAGGCACAGUGGGACCGAAGCCGUCGCACGGUGGCUGUGGGGCCGUGAUUUAUCCCCAGGCAUGUGGGAGUGCUUACGGUGCGUCACUGUGGGUUUUACCUCGGUCGCGCAGCAGGGAGGAAUUAAAAAAGAAAAAAAAAAGCCUCUAGCCUGAGAUGCCGCUGGGCAGCGGCAGGGCCGGCCGGGAUGCUCGAGGCUGGCACGUGCAGAGCAGCUGCUGCAAGUGCUGGGGAAGGGAAGGGUGAGUGGGAGAGGUGGGGAAUGUUUGCUCUGAGGGUAUUGCAAUAAAUUCCAACCCCCCAACACCCCCAAAGAGGGGAAAAAGGGCAUUUCAUCAGCUGCAGAAGCAGCUGCACGACGGUGAGCAGCAGAGGGGAUUGGGGUGUGAGACCCCUCAGCCAUCAGCCACCCCCCUUCUCCAGUGCCACGGGGCUGACAGGACCAGGGGCCGGUGCGGGCAGCCAGGGAGGACCUGGGUGGUUUUGGCACAGCCCGUGAGCCCCAUGGGGUCUGUUCCCGGCCGGGCCCACCCACUACCAGCCCCUUUCUCAAAACCCACAUCCCUAGGCUUGUGACGGCCACCUGCCCAUCGCUCCCGGCACAGCCUGCAACCCCCGCCCUUGCCAAGCUGAAGGCAUUCAGCCUGAUGGAUAAAAUCCAGCUCCACGCUUGCUGCCGGGGUGCCCGGCUCUGGCCUGGCCCUGCAGGGAUGCCCCAGCUGAGGGGUGCCCACCACCCCUGCUCCAGCUCUGGGGUGAUGCUGAU